Clupea harengus (Atlantic herring) is the source of this 2517-nucleotide messenger RNA. RefSeq names its product 5'-nucleotidase domain containing 2 (gene nt5dc2). NCBI's taxonomy places the organism in Eukaryota, Metazoa, Chordata, Actinopteri, Clupeiformes, Clupeidae. The record is from RefSeq and is a predicted model, not a curated record. Gene Ontology annotation, molecular function: 5'-nucleotidase activity.
AACCCCUGAUUCGGCGAAACGUCUACGCAUCGCUCAUUGGUCACAGACAAACGCAAUUACAUGGCAUCCACCUACCAUUGGUUAAUCCUCGCUCCCUGAUUUGAGUCCUCACUGUUUGCCACUAGCUUGUUUUGACAAGUCGCAGCUCCAGCCUGAGGAAAACCCCGGGGCAUCUUAUGGCAAAAUUGUAUCUUUGCAGGAGUAGAUAAAAGGUACGUGUACACAGUGUCGUUGUCAGUCAUGUCCUGCCAGAAAAUCGGAACGCUCGGCCGUGCAUUGUGCAGGAAAGGUCGCAGGACAGCAACGUUGAGCGCUCCAUCGAACAUUCCUGCAUUUGCAUGCGCCAGUUUAGCAUCAAGUGGCCUGUCCCUCAAUGGCCAGAAAGUCUGCAAAAGUACUGCAAGUUGUGACACAGAAGUAAAUGGUUCAACGGGCUGCCAGACAGCGCCUGCUUCCCAUGCACAUCAAGCUGGAAAGAAGAGAGGCGAGGAUUUGCUUUCAAGAUCUGGAAGGGCUUUUUCCUCCACAGCCCCUAAAGUUGAUUCCAAGACUUAUCUUUGGGCAAGAUACAAUGAAAUGAAACGACUUGUUCACGAUAUAAUUCCUCCAGGGGUUUGCAAUCAGCUUAACCCAGCCACAAUUUAUGCCAAUAAUGAAGUUCAUCUAGAUAAAGUUGAUAUCUAUGGGUUUGAUUACGAUUACACGCUGGCUCUGUACUCCAAUGCCCUUGAUGCCAUGAUAUACAACAAAGCACGGGACUUCCUCAUCGAACACUAUAAGUAUCCACAAGGAAUUAACAAGUAUGACUACAUCCCCAAUUUUGCAGCUCGGGGGCUGCACUAUGACAUCCAAAAGGGACUUCUGAUGAAAAUAGAUGCCUUCCAUUAUAUAGAGUUGGGGACCGUGUAUAGGGGUCUGAAGCCUGUCCCUGAUGAAGAGGUCAUGCAGCUUUACGGGGGCACCAAUCACGUCCCUCUUCAACAAGCCAGCGGGUUUUAUGGGAAGGGGCCCAAAAUGAAACAGUACAUGGAUGUGUUCUCCAUCCCAGAAAUGACUCUGCUAGCUGCUGCCAAUGACUUCUUCAUCUCCAAUGACAUUGAGUACGACCCUGUGCACCUCUACAGGGACGUGUCGGAGGCGAUAGGAAUGGUCCACAUCAAGGGGUUCAUGUACAAGUGGAUAAUGCAAGACCUCGAGAAGUAUAUCCUCCGUGGAGAUGAGACCUACGCAGUUCUGCACAGUCUGGUGAAUCAAGGGAAGAAACUCUUCCUGAUCACCAACAGCCCUUUCAGCUUUGUGGAUAAGGGCAUGACAUACAUGGUUGGGAAGGACUGGAGGGACUUCUUUGAUGUUGUCAUUGUUCAAGCAGACAAACCACACUUUUUUAAUGACUGUGUCAAACCAUUCAGAAGAUUAGACAGUAAUGGGGACCUUCAGUGGGACAAGAUCAACAGUUUAGAGAAGGGACAAAUCUAUAAACAGGGAAACAUUGUUGACUUUCUAAAGCUAACAGGUUGGCAGGGUACCAAAGUGCUCUAUUUUGGAGACCAUCUCUACAGUGACUUGGCCGACCUAAUGCUUUGCCACGGCUGGAGGACGGGGGCCAUCGUGCCUGAGCUGGAGGUGGAGACCAGGGUGGUGAACACAGAGAAGUAUGCACAGAGUCUCACCUGGCUGCAGGCUCUCACAGGCCUACUGGAACGCUUACAGAAGCACAAAGAUCCGGAGUCUAAGAAGGUUCUACAAGACUGGCUGAAGGAAAGGGAAGAGCUGAGAGCCGUCACAAAGAAUCUGUUCAACCCUCAAUUUGGGAGCAUUUUCCGUACGUGCCACAACCCCACCUACUUCUCCAGGCGUCUGUGUCGCUUCUCCGACCUCUACAUGGCUUCCAUCAGCUGCCUGCUGAACUAUGAUCUCUCGUACACCUUCUACCCGCGUCGCACACCACUACAACACGAGGCCCCUCUGUGGAUGGACCAACUCUGCACUGGCUGCAUGAAGACGCCAUUCUUGGAAGAGAUGGCCCACAUCCGUUGACUUCAGUCAUAGACUUGUUCUCUAAUUCCAUGGCUUUGGUGGCGUAGAAGACCUGAAAUAGUUCCAAGAUGACUGCUGAACCGGAAUGUGUUUGCAGCAACAGGACACAUGCAAAGUUAUUCAGGAGGACGAAAGCUCUGCAAACGUGGCAGCCUGGGUUAUGGCUGUUCAAACUGGGGUGCCAUCUUCUGGACAAACAGAGAUAGUGCAUUUGAAAGAACAAGAGCAUGCAAAUAGUAGCCCAUAGGAUACAAGUUUUCUUCUUGUACAUUUUGUAGCAUCUCCACUACUUAGUCUAUUGCAUUAUUUGCUAGAUAUGACUGUUACAGUUAAAUGGCCUAUUGUAUUGUAUUGUCAUUUGAUUUUAUGUACCGGUAGACAAAAGUUACAUGACGUAAACACUUGAAACGAUGAUUUUGAAUUACAUUUUUACAUUGAUGUUUUUACCUGAGGUUUUGGAGAAUAAACUGAUUGACUGUU